ACCCCUUUAAUAACAUUAAUCAUACUAGUUAUAAAAAAUGAAGAUACAUGGAGUUUUAUUGCUUUCUUGGCUCCUUUGUUUUACCUUAUUCCAAAUCAUAAAAGCCGAACCAGUUCUUGAUACUAACUAUCAAGAACUCCGUCCGGGGUACACCUACUAUAUAUUGCCCGCUACCGCGGGCAACGGUGGUGGCCUAACGCUUGCGAAAGGCGAAAACGGGAGCUGCCCGCUCGACGUAUUCCAAACACGAAAUUCGCAAAGCGUAGGCGUUCCGGUGAAAUUCUUGAUGGUAAAUUCAAGCGCGGGCUUAAUAAUCGAUGAAAAUGAAGACGUAAAUAUAAAAUUCGCAGCGCGAAGGUACGUGUCGAUAUGUAAUACAUCAACUGUUUGGAAAAUCGAAGAAGGGUUGGUGACAACUGGUGGAAUUAAAGGUGGAUCGGGAAAUGGCACGUCCACAAGUUUAUUUACGAUUCAGAAAUUUGAAGAUGCUUAUGCUUUACAAUAUUGUCCACGAGCCACAGGGUGUUCUUUUAUAUGUCCAAGAUUGUUGUGUGGGUAUAUUGGUAUUUUACCAGCAGCUAAUGGAUCUAGGCGUUUGGCUGUGAAUCGGCCUGUUUUCAAGAUCGUGUUCAGGAAGGCCUAAGAUAUUUAUAUUCAUAUUAAUGACACAGUGAAAAUAAAUAAUGAUGUUAUAAUUUAUGGGAGGUGUUUCAUAUUGAUUUUUCAUUUUAAUCCUUAAGAAUAAAAGAUUGAUAAAUAAUUCUUGUAGUUCA
This is a messenger RNA of Solanum dulcamara, 773 nucleotides long. Its product is annotated as kunitz trypsin inhibitor 5-like. Lineage: Eukaryota; Viridiplantae; Streptophyta; Magnoliopsida; Solanales; Solanaceae. The record is from RefSeq and is a predicted model, not a curated record. Gene Ontology annotation, molecular function: endopeptidase inhibitor activity. The transcript has a single exon. Bases 38 to 643 code for a protein of 201 amino acids.